AUGCCUGCGAUUGAUCGAACUGUUGUUGUUGAACUUCUUCUGCUACUAUCUUGUAAUCUAGUUGAGUCUCCGCCAUGGGACCUCUGUCCUGAAUACCAGCAUGACUUUGGCCACUGCGAGAAGUUGUAUGAAAAAUGCUUGGAAGAGACCCCAGAACUCGUCGAUUGCCCACUUGAUAGAAGAAUUUGCUACGAGCAAAUCGGCGUAAAAGGAGAGGGUUGCAAGUAUAUCGUGGAGAAUGCACGUAAAGAGAAGAACGUUUCACUUGUGACGAGAGAUUCAGUGGUAAAAUAUCUAGAUUCAACAAUGAUGAAAGAUCUCUAUUACACGAUCCAAGAUCUCAGAUGCUCGUCAUUAGACAGAGAAUAUAAUGAAACACUGAGGAAUGUGAUCUCCAAAAGACAAGCGACAGGUGAAUUCGUACAGACCAAAAUUGCAAACGCUAUGGCAUGUAACGAAUUCAUAAAACAAAAACCUCAAAUUGCUACUUUGAAAACAAAGUUAAUCAAAUCGGAUAGAGACACAUUCCAUCAGAUGCCUAUAUCAUUUGACCAGUGGAGAUGUGGAUGGUCACUUGGAGACAUAGCACGAGUGAUUCUGAGAAGAACAGCACUUAUUGCGACACCGAGUUCUGCUAUCCACUUCAACCAUUGCUGUGCAAUCCAUAUGGACUGCUACUACAGCAGAAAAGAUCGAACAGAUUGUGAUAAAAAGUUUCAGAUUUGCACAGAGGAUGUGGUGCAAUCAUUAAAAGGACAAAAAUCAGGUGUCAGAGUACUUAAAGAAAUCCUCACUGAGAUCAUCGCAUGGGACGGCGACGCUGCUUAUGAGUUCGCAAAGACGAUAGUGACAAAGUACAGAACUUACUCGGUAGAAAUGAAUAGCUGGUUUACUGGGUUCAGUGCUUCGGAUUCUGUUAUCUAUCUUGUUCUACCCACCCGAAAAUAUGAGAAACAGGACAAGAAGAUGAUAGAAAACGCCUACGGGAGCUGUCCAUUGAACAAUAUUGAAUCAUCUUCUUAUUAUACUGAAUUCAUCAACUGCGAUAUUUAUUCUGAUGAUUCUCAGGAAGAUUGCUACAUUUCGCUCAAAGAACGAUUUUCAAACAUGAAACAAGUGGAUAAAAAGUGUUCCGAUGCAAUUCUAGAAGUCAAGAAAACUCUGGGACCACAAGAACCAUCAUGGCUUUAUUCCACGGCUAAAUUCCUUCUCAGUUACUUGGAACAUGUAUAUGUAAAACUGGUUCUUGAAGUUAUUUUCUUGAUUUCUAUGGGAUGGAACUUCUAUAAAUUCGUUCGUCCACACGCUGGACGAUUUUUCUGUGCCGUUUUUUCGUAUUGCUCACAAUGCAUGGCAGCUCGGAGACCAAGUGGAGAGCGGCCUAAUGAGAGAGAUGCCGAUGGACCUGAACAAGUGCAGAUUCUAAAUGAACACUUGUAA
Messenger RNA from Caenorhabditis remanei, 1440 nucleotides. RefSeq lists its product as uncharacterized. The coding region runs from base 1 to 1440 and encodes 479 amino acids. Lineage: Eukaryota; Metazoa; Nematoda; Chromadorea; Rhabditida; Rhabditidae. The record is from RefSeq and is a predicted model, not a curated record. The transcript has 7 exons.